Molecule: messenger RNA, 2382 nt
Organism: Paramecium sonneborni
Lineage: Eukaryota; Ciliophora; Oligohymenophorea; Peniculida; Parameciidae
Source: the annotation of a GenBank genome assembly
AUUUAUACAACUAAAGUUAUGAUGAUGGAUUAUGAUAAUUUUGAAGUGAAUGAAAGUAGAAUAAGUUUGAAUGUAAAUUUGAAUAUUUAUAUAUUGUUUAGAAAGAUGAAGAAAUAAAGAAGUUAACAUUAGAAGAAGACUUACCAGAGAUCAAACGAGCAUAAAUAAUUUUGAUGAAAGGAUAACAACGUUAAAAAUUAGCUGUAAUUUAUAUUCCAUCUAUUUUUUUGUUUGGUAGAUAUAUAACAACCUACACAGAUUGCUAUCUCUUGGUUUUGAUUAAUUAUAUCAAUAUAUAAGAGGUGACAUUAUGGAACAGAGUGAAGAAGUACAAAUAAUGGCAGCAAAAUCUUUACAAGGUUGUAAAGUAAAGCCAAAAGAAAUCAUUUAAUUGGCACUACAUUUCAUUUAACUUUAUUAAUGGAAACUUGCAUAGGCUUGGAUGCCAGUUUUUCAAAAUUUGGUGUUACUGAUUGAUUAUAAAGAGUUUAAGUCUUAUUUAGAGAAAAUGAUUCUCCAAUUUAGUGAACCUAAAUAACCUGAAAUAGGAAGAUGGGUUGGUGCUAAAAUGAUAGUGUGUAUUUCACCUGUGUUAAAAGAUGAAAUGAAGGGACCAAUAUUAGAUAGAGCUCGUUUAUUGUGUUGCGAUCCAGAUCAUGAGAUAAGAGAACUAGUUGCUGAUGAAUUAUUAACUUGUCUUAUAUGCAAUCUAUCAGGAGAAAUAGUGGAAUAAUAUUUUAUAGAUAAAAUUAAUGAACUAUUAUAUGACACUUAAAUUAAUGUCAAAAAAAGUAUGAUUAAAACAUUCCUAAGAUUUCAACAUAAAUUACCUAGAAACAGUUAUAAUGUAAUUAUGAUAUUUAAUAGAAAGAUUAAAGGAACCACUAUAUUUAUGGAUUGUUUAUCUACAAAUAAUAUCGAAUUGCUCAGUGUGGCUUUGCAGUAUUGCGGAGAGACAUUUGUGCAAAUUCAAGAUUAGAUUAAUGAUGAAUUUAAGAAUAAGUUUACUCUCUUAUAUUAGAAAUUUGGACAACAUCAAAAUGAUGAUAUUAGAAAAUGGUAUUUAUAUAAUUUACCUGGAAUAAUCUUGCAUCUGCAUGAAGGACCAUAUGCAACUUAGAUUUUAAUGCCCUAUGCGGAUAUUUUAAUAUAGGAUUAGAGUCAUUCGAACAAAUUGCUAGCUUGCAAAAUAUUGCAUGAAAUUUCGAAAUAGUUUGAUGUAAUUGAAGUACAUAAAUGUUAAAGUACAGUUAUGUGUUACAGAAAAUGUGGCAUUUGUUUGAGUGUGUGAUCUAGAGUGAAGAUCUUGAUUGCAUAUUAGCCAUCAAUUUACCUGAAAUGUAUAGGUUGUUGUAGGGCAACGAAGAGAAUCAGGAGAAGCUAGUAAUUAUAUUAAUGAUAAUUAUUAUAGAAAACUUAGUUCAAGGAAAUCAAUUAAUAAUUGCAAAAAGUCUAUUUAAAAUGCCUAAGCAAUUAUUAAUAUAAUUAACUAUUUUUAGAAUUCCUACAUAAAUUCCUGCAUUUAAUAAACAAAAAACAUUUUGAACAAUACAUUCUUCCAGUAAUCUAUAAAGAGCAAUAAAAUAUUGAUUCGGAUCUCUUAUCAAUGAAGUGUUUAGCAAAAUUCUAUAGUGUAUGUUAGGAUUAUGAGAUCCAGAUGAAGAUCAAAGACACAAUGAAUUUAAUGUUCUUUAGAGGCAACAAUAACAAGAGAGUACGAUAUAUUUUUUGGGUUUCUAAUUUGAUACCAUUGAUAAGUAAGAAACGCUUUUAAGAACUUAAUGUAUAUAUUAUUCUUCAUUCCCCUCAUAGCUCAACUAAAUUAUCUCUUAUAGCACUGAUAAAGCUGCUAGUGUAUAGAUACAAUUAAUCAAAUCUUUGCCUCAAAUCUAUUAAUAUUUAGAACCGAUAGAAUAUAACCUUAUUAAAAAUAUUAAGGGAUUAACCUAAUAAUCUUUGGCAAGGGAAGUGUUCUAACAAAUUCAGUAAAGAUAAUAGCAAAAUGAAAACUUCUAGGAAGAAUAGAAUUUACUCAUUCAAUAGGAAGAAGCAAUUUUUAUUUAAUUUACUUAAUAACAGAAAUAGGAAAAAACUAAUGAUCUCAUGUAAAAUAAUGAUUAUGCAAAUAAAUAUCUCAAAAAACCAAUACCAAAAUUAGUAUAACAGUAAUCUAAAAAGACUCCGAAUGCAUCUACUUCUGUGAGGUAUAUGAAUUUUUUAAAUAUUUUUUUAAAUUUAGAUUAGCCAAUCAAUCAUUUGGAGAACUUACUCCUCAAUAAUAAUAAUAAUAGCAAUAAUUUAAAAGAGUUCGUAGAUAUACUGAUGCUGCAAAAUCAACUUCCAAACCUUCAACUAGACCUAGUGGAUUUACAUAAAAAUGAG